Arctia plantaginis is the source of this 1041-nucleotide messenger RNA. The record is from the annotation of a GenBank genome assembly. NCBI's taxonomy places the organism in Eukaryota, Metazoa, Arthropoda, Insecta, Lepidoptera, Erebidae.
AUGUUUUACCCUAGUAAAGGACUUUUACUACGUUUAACACUAGCUUGUACAAUAUUAGUGGUAUUAGGACAUAGUCACAGUCAUUCUAAUAGUGAUGAACCUCCGGCGUUUAAAUACUCCAAAACUGCAAACGAACAAACCAAAAAAGAAGAAGUGUUACUUGAACCAGAUUAUGAUUUAUACAUAAGAGCAUUAAGUUCAACUCUCUUUAUAAGUAUAGUACCAUUCUUCAUACUUUUCUACAUACCUAUCGACGGCACCGUCGAAAAACAGCCGCUACUUAAGAUCCUAUUGUCAUUUGCAUCCGGUGGUCUUCUCGGCGAUGCCUUUCUUCACCUAAUUCCUCACGCGCUUAUGUCAAGUGGUAGCCCUGGCGCACACAGUCACAGUCACUCACACAGUGAUGAAGAGCAUCAUGAACCUCAUGACAUUACUGUUGGCCUUGGAGUAUUGGGAGGAAUCAUAACAUUCUUAGUAGUUGAAAAAGCUGUGAGAUUAUUUGAUGGUGGACAUGGUCACUCUCAUGGAACAGACAAGAAAAAGUCUGAUGACAAGCAGAAGAAGAAGAACAAAGACAAAAAAGAAGAUAUCAAGAUUGCUGGUUAUUUAAACCUUGCUGCUGACUUCACUCAUAACUUUACUGAUGGCCUAGCAAUAGGUGCAUCUUAUAUUGCAGGGCAUAACAUUGGCCUCAUAACAACUGUAACAAUAUUUUUGCAUGAAAUCCCUCAUGAAAUUGGUGACUUUGCUAUACUUGUUCAGUCAGGCUGCUCUCGCAAGAAGGCAAUGAUGUUGCAACUGCUGACAGCUUUUGGUGCUGUGUCGGGCACAGUGCUCUCCAUAUAUCUCAGAGGUUCAAGUGAUGGUCUAGUUUCCUCACUCAUCUUGCCAUUUACUGCUGGGGGCUUCAUUUACAUUGCCACUGUAUCAGUUAUUCCAGAACUUUUAGAAGGUUCUAAUAAAUUUUCUCAAUCAAUUAAAGAAAUAGGGGCGCUCUUGGCAGGAGUUUAUAUGAUGGUAAUUAUUGCACAAUAUGAGUAG